UAAUGGUGUUUCAGGAAGGAGCGGUCGGAGUUUUCCAGAAAGGGACUUUAAGGACUCUCGUAGCUUUUCCACGUUUGAGGAGCAUAAUGUAUACUUUUACUAAAAGGAAGAGAUGAAGUUAAUACUUUAGCGAGGAAUGUACAUAUUAGGGGCGUUUUCAAUGUUUUCUUUCUGUGGACGUAUUUCUUCAGGUUUUGCACUUUGUGUAGUAAUUCAGCUUGUCUUUGGGUAACUACCCGGUCAUCCCACGUUGGCUAGCGCCGGCUCUUCUAGUUUUAAUAGCCAAGUUUAUUAUUACAGGUAUUUGGCAAUUAGCUGAAGUGGGAAAGCGCAAACAACGAGUGGGAAAAUAACUCUUUUGAUAUACAGAAGUGGUACAGAUUUGUAACGACAUCCAGCUUUAUAAUCAAUGAAGUUUGUUCUAUUAUUUUAAUGUAAUCAAAUACCUUUUCUUAUAUCAAACUUCGAGCAGGCAGAAUACAGAUGUCCGUUUGUAAAUAAAAUGUUAAACUCGACUUCCUUUACAGUAAAUACAUUAGAAAAUUAAAGGAACCGGGAUGAAUAUUCAGAUCAAAUAAUUGUAAUGGCAUCUCGAUUUGGCUAGUGAUGGUCUGAUAAUCUCCAUCGAAAAAGCAUAUUUCUGGCAGACAUUUUUUGGACAGCGGCGAUGACAUUUAUCCACUAGUCACUUAAAGGAGGUUGUGUGUUUACACCGUUGUCUGUAGUCCCUGAAAUUAAUAUCUACUGCUGCCCGUAAAAGGGCUAUUACUGGAAAUGGUAUUUGAGUGAUCUUUUUACAUUUGUGUAGCAACUGCCCGCCGUGGUUAUCAAAAAAUAAACUUCAUGUUUUAGGAUUUUGGAUUCCUUACUAAGCGAGUUCGAAUCUAAAGCCGCAACACAAUGGCUUCUAAAUGGUUCAAAGAGUUUCCCCUAAACCUAAAGACAGGGGCUUCAGAGCGGUCCCGUUCUGGAGGGACCGGAACUGGUACCGGGAGCAAAGUCGGUAUGAAAGGGCAAGGAAGUGGCACUUUUCGCAAAAAUUCUGCCGUAGAAACUACAAGCACUGGAUUUUUGCAACAGGGAAAGCAUCGGAAAAAUUCGGCUGUGGAGCUUGGACAGAAAAACGGUACUGUGAGAGAUAACAUCCAAGCACUGAUCCAGGGAGGCAACAAGGGCAGAAAAAACUCAAAAACCGAAUUAGCUGGACAAGACGGAAAAUCUACAAGCUCAUCUGGUGCUUUUAUCAGUCGUCUCAUCAAGGUAGAGAAACAAGAGAAAAAUGGAAAAAAUAUAAAUGGUGAGCAGGCCAGUACUGAACAGCAAGACAAAAGCAAAAAGGAAACGGUUAUCAUUUUGGAGGAUUAUGCUGAUCCAUAUGAUGCUAAGCAGACGAAGGGCCAAAGGGAUGCCGAAAGAGUUGGAGAGAAUGAUGGCUACAUGGAACCCUACGAUGCCCAACAAAUGAUUACAGAAAUCAGAAGACGAGGUUCCAAGGAUCCGCUUGGGAAAGGAAUUUUGUAUGACAUUCCCUGUGAAAUAGUUGAAAACCCUGUUAAAACAGAGACCUUAACAAAGAGGCGUGGUUCCAAAGAUCAAACUGGAAAGGUUCCACAGCUGUAUGAUACACCAUAUGAGCCCGCUGAAGUGGACAGCAAAUCAGACACCUUGGUAAGCUCUUCACAGAAGCCAUGGACAGCAGAAGGACGACUUCCACAAAAUGAUGAGAGACCAGCAGAGGAAUAUGAGCAACCUUGGGAGUGGAAGAAAGAACAGAUAGUUAAAGCGCUCUCAGUUCAGUUUGAAGCAUCAGACAGAUCUCCAUCUAAGGAUGAAAGUGUGCGGCAACAUCAUAGACAAAAGAGCUGGACCCCAAAAAUCCUGAAACAAACUGCCUCGGACCACAUUGAACUAGAAAAGAUAGACACAUCCAUCACUUUGGAAAAACAGCAUUGGUAUCAUGGAUCAAUCUCUAGAGCAGAAGCUGAAAAUUGCCUGCAGUCCUGUAAAGAAGCAAGCUAUUUAGUAAGGAAUAGUGAAUCAGGAAACAGCAAAUACUCCAUAGCUCUAAGGACAAGCCAUGGUUGUGUUCAUAUCAUUGUGGCACAAGUGAAAGACAACAAAUACACUCUGGACCAAAACAGUGCUGUGUUUGACAGCAUCCCUGAAGUAGUCCAUCAUUACUCAAAUGAGAAGCUGCCAUUCAAAGGAGCUGAGCACAUGUCAUUAUUAUAUCCUGUGUACAACAAGUUGCAUUAGCUUUUCAAGGAUCCUGUUUGAAAGAUAUAACUAGAUUAACAGCAUUAUGAAACAAACUACCAUAAUGCUACAGCGCACAAGACUACAAGGAUGAAUAGUAACAUGACUUGCAGAAGAAUUCCUGUGCUUUGUUUAUCCCAGUGCAAACACACACACACACACACACCAAUUUGUGUAGUUGUCUGAAACUAAAAUCUAGAAGCAUUCCAUUUAGGAAAACACUACAUUUUUGUUUGUGGUUUCAGGAUAACUUCAGCAGUUUUUUUUCUUUUGACUAGUAUGCUUCUAUUAUAUGUGGCGAUAUUAUUGCCAAGGGUCACAUUUAGAAACCAUUUGAAAUGUCAUGACCUGCUAGAGCAAGCCCCAAGAAGUAGAGACUGAAUGCCCGAAAGAAUAGACUUACAUAUACUAAGUCUGAGAUGUCAUUUCUUGGAAUAUUCCCUUUUCUCCAAGGUAUGGUUAUCCUGUGGUUGGUAUGUAUAAGCUCUGGUGGUGUGGGGGCUUGCCCCCCACAUGGGCUGGGGGUUGCAGGGGAGGCUUGUCCUCCCUGCAAAAAGAAGUUUUAAUGAGAAGAGUGAUUUUCACAGUUCACUGUUCUGUAUAUUUAGUCUUUUUUUGUUGUUGACUUGUUAGUACUUGGCAUUUCGAGUAGUUACAUUUCAGUAGGGAGCUGCUUUGUUUUGCAUAUAUUGAAACUUAAGAAAGCUCUGUUGAUUUAAAUAAUUAUAUUCUUUAUUGAAAUGUAUGCGUUGCUUAGUUUAUCUGAACUUUUUUUACAUCUGUUUUUGCAUUGGUUAUGCUGUCCACCAUCUGCUAUGUCACUGUGCUCCAUUUUCCAUAGCAAGGUGAAAAAAAAAAAAAGUGAAAUAUGGAUGUGGUGCUAUCAUGAGAGUAUAGGAGGCUUUUCUCCUUUAGCCUAUCUUGAGCCCUCACACAUGGCAUACAGUGAUAUUAGUGUGGUUCACGUACAUGUGCCUUCAUGUACACACCUUUUCCUGCACAUGAUCUGCUUCUCUUUCUCUCUAACUUUAGUAUGCCUAGACCAGAUGUCAGUCUUCACUGAGAGCAUUGCUAAGAUGGAACAUUUUGGAAAAAUAUAUUCAUGUUCGGUCAGAUGAUGCAUUUUUAAGCUUUUUAAUUUGAAAUUGGUUUAGAAGAUUCAGAAAGUUAACGUUGUCAGGGUCUGGUCUGUGAGCAUACUUUGUACAUGUGUGUCAUAUUAUGUAAAGCUUUUAUUCAUAUGCUCUUAAGAAGCUGUUCAGCAAAACUGCUAGACCAUUACUAGCAGACUCUAGUGCAACAUUUGCUAAUGGUUCAGUGCAAGUCUUAUAUCUUGUAUGUAUAUGUGUGGAAUAUUUUUUUUAUAAUUGUAAGAGGGGGGAAAAAAAAUAUAUAUAUAUAUAUAUAUAUAUAC
This is a messenger RNA of Protopterus annectens (West African lungfish), 3670 nucleotides long. RefSeq names its product Src homology 2 domain containing E (gene SHE). The transcript is spliced from 6 exons. The record is from RefSeq and is a predicted model, not a curated record. The coding region runs from base 901 to 2256 and encodes 451 amino acids. NCBI's taxonomy places the organism in Eukaryota, Metazoa, Chordata, Ceratodontiformes, Protopteridae. Gene Ontology annotation, molecular function: phosphotyrosine residue binding.